This is a messenger RNA of Neolamprologus brichardi, 2166 nucleotides long. Lineage: Eukaryota; Metazoa; Chordata; Actinopteri; Cichliformes; Cichlidae. The record is from RefSeq and is a predicted model, not a curated record.
GAUGUUUCAUGAUGAACAAACUGCAUACAGACACAGAUGGAGUGAAGUGUCAGAAGCUGUUCUUCUGAAGUUUAACAACUUUUCUGCAUCAGGAUCAAAACCAAAAUGAAAAUCCUCCAUGUUCUCUUCUUUGUUUUCUUGUCAGAUCCAGCUGUGUUCGUCAAGGCAAAGCUCGAUAUCUGGUCUGCAGCUGAAGGAGGAAAUGCUACACUUAACUGCCACUUAACUUUGUCUGGAAGCACAAAGUUCUUCUGUAAGGAAAAAUGUCAGCGAACAGAAGAUAUCCUCAUUAAAACAGAUGGAAGCACAGCUCAGAGUGGGAGAUACAGCAUGAAUUAUAAAGAUGGAUCUUCAGGAAAAGGAAUUGUGUCUGUGACCUUCACACACAUGAUCAAGUCUGACUCAGGAAUGUACAGGUGUGGUUUGGGAAAAUCUUCUGCUCCGGAUUCAUACUCUGACUUUGUGGUCAGAGUUUCAAAUGUAGUCACUGAUCCUGCCCAGGGUCAGCUGACCAAGUCAGACACAGGAGGGUACAGGUGUGGUUAUGGAAACCCUCUGUCUCCAGAUUCAUACUACAGUACCAGUCUUGUUGUCAUUGGUUCAAAUCCACAUACUUCGACACCACAAGCAACAACUGAAACAACACAAACACCACCACCAACAACAGCACAGAGUCAGAGUUUCACUCCAAAGAUUUCUACGUCUUCAUCAGAUUGUCCUCACUCCUCCUUGGGUCUGGUUGUGUGUGUGUCUCUGAUUGGUGUUUUACUGAUGGCUGUUUUUAUCCUGCUCCUCUACAUUUAUAAGACAAGGAGGAACACUGCACUGAACAUCAGAGAAAAUGCAGGCAACAAAAACAUGGAGUUCUCUGGCACAUAUGAGAACUGGGGUCCACCCUCCCAACAUAAAGGCAGUAAGGACCAUGAUCAUGCUUACUCUGCUUUGUAAAAAGUAUGAAAAUGCUAAUGUUCUGAUGCUUUUUUUUUCCUCUUUGGGCAAGUUUAAGAUCUUGUAUAAUUUGUUCCACACACAUAUAAACAUAUAUGAACUGAGCUUUUUUUUUCCAGUUACUUUCUUUCUAUGUAUUCUUGACUUCUUUCUUUAUCCAUAAAUCUGACUGAAUGAAACAUUAAUGUACCACAUUUAAAAAUAAUGCAAAGUCUGUAAAUGUACUAAGAUUUUUAAUUACUGGAGAUCAGGAAGAGUCCAUUAUGUUUUCCAUUUUUAUUGACCUAUUUAGCAUUUCACAUAUAUUUAUCAUGGUAGCAAAAAAGCUUCAGUAUGCAAUCUUAGCUUUGUAACACUGAGAACAUGCUUAUUACGCUGCAUUAUAAACAUUUGAAGAAGAGAUCAGUAGAAAUAUGUUUUAUUGACAGAAACAGAAAACCAAAAGCUUUUUUCUAACAUGCAAUAAAAUGGUUCACAAGCUGGCCAAAAAAAGGAAGUUGAGCCUGAUUAAAGCUUAAGAAACUUUACCUCUCCUCAUCCUCACCAUCACCCUCAGAGGAGCUUUGUCCUGUUCUUUAUUGUGGUGGUGAGGGAGGUUGUCAAACUAAAGAAGAAGGCUUUGGCUGGUCUGAAGCACCAUACCAAUAUGGGAGGGCCAAAGUGUUGUGGCUCCAGCAGUUGCGGAAAAAAACGUGGUUGUUGGAGGAGGUUGUGGGUGAGACAAUUCACAGUUUGCUUUGAAUCCAUAACAAAGAAAACCAGAAUAAACAAAUAAACACUUACUUGUUUAGAUGUGCAGUGUAUGGGAGCAGGUGCAUGAUGGUUUCAACAGGCUGAAGAACAGCAGUCACUCGGCAUCAGCACAUUUAUUCUCUGUAAGAGGAACUCAGUUGCCCAUCAAGGCAGACUCACUCCAAAACCUCUGAAUGCUUAUCACAAACACUAUAAUUACCGCUGGAUCCCUCUGCACACGUCAUUCACAACACAACAUGUUGUUCCUAAGCAUAGAGAAACAGACUGAGAAGUGUGUAUUCAAAGGAGGCAUUCAGGUGGAGUACUGCAGGCAGUCACAGCCCAGAACUAAAUAUGAAACUAAGCACAAAGUAAUGUCCAAUGUUUUUGUAAUCAAGUGACUCUAAUUUUUGUUCCAGGUUCUGUUUAUUUGAUAAUUUCUAUGAAACAAAAAAAUGUGAAAUAAUAUAAGUUUCAUAUAAAAGA